Salvia hispanica is the source of this 1477-nucleotide messenger RNA. Lineage: Eukaryota; Viridiplantae; Streptophyta; Magnoliopsida; Lamiales; Lamiaceae. The record is from RefSeq and is a predicted model, not a curated record.
CUUUAUUCACCACCAAUUCAUCGUCGGCAUUGAAGAGCUUGAACCAGAAAAAUUCAUUCCAACUCUACAUCAAUUUCGAGGUCAUGGCUCCCCCUUUGCAAUGGAUGAAACUGCAUUGUCCAUGUUGGAGGACAUUCUGCAGAACUAUGAAAUUAUCAAUCUAUGCAUUGUGUUGAUCAUUCUAAUUAGGCUACGGAAUAUGAAGUCUAGAAGAAAUAUGCAUUUCAGAAAGGCUUAUAAAAAUUCUAGAGCGCAGGCCGACUCAGGUCAAGUACUUGAACAGGCUCGUAGGAGUGACAGAUUACGACUGCUUGGCUAACCUUCGGAUGGACCGUAAUACUUUUGGAAGGCUUUGCCGUCUAUUCCGACAGUUGGGUACUCUACGGGAUAAACGGUACAUGGGCAUUGAAGAGCAGGUGGCCAUGUUCCUAGGAAUCUUGGCUCAUCACGAAAAAAACCGAGUUGUGAAGUUCAAAUUUUGGCGAUCAGGUCACACUGUUUCAAAAUAUGUACAUAAAGUCCUCAUGGCAGUUUUGAAAAUGCAUUCGUUAUUCCUUGUUAAUCCUGAUCCAGUUCGUGAGGAUUGCAUAGAUCCAAGGUGGAAAUGGUUCAAGGGAUGUCUUGGAGCCCUCGAUGGCACUUACAUAAAUGUAUCGGUGGCCACCGCAGACAAUCCUAGAUAUCGAACAAGAAAAGGACAAAUUGCAACAAAUACAUUGGCUGUAUGUGAUCGCUACAUGAGGUUCGUAUUUUUCCUACCGGGUUGGGAAGGGUCCGCCGAUGAUGCAAGAAUUUUACGUGAUGCCGUAAAUCGCCCGAACGGUUUGAGAGUUCCAAUAGGGAAUUACUACCUUUGUGAUAACGGCUAUGCUAAUAGCGAGGGGUUCCUCACCCCUUACAAGGGGUUUAGAUAUCAUUUUAAGGAGUGGGGACCGGCAACGGAGCGGCCACAAAAUGCGGCUGAAUCAUUCAAUAUGCACCACACACGAGCACGAAACGUAAUUGAACGUGCAUUUGCGGUACUAAAGAUGAGGUGGGGCAUAUUGAGGAGUGCCUCUUUCUAUCCAAUCAAAGUCCAGAUUCGAAUGAUUAUGGCCUGUUUCUUAUUGCACAACUACAUCCGUAGUGUGAUGUCUGUUGACCCUAUUGAAGCACUAAUUGAUGGGGAACAGGAGCAAGGAGGUGGGGACGAUUGACUAAGAUGAUGGGGAUGCGGAGUUUGUUGAUAGAAUAGAACCUGGGGAUGCCGAGUAUGUUGAUGGAAUAGAACCAACAGCUGCAUGGAACCAACGCAGAGAUGAAAUUGCCCAAGCUAUGUUGGCUCAUGACAACAGAUUGCGUUAGGGACUUCGAUGCUGAUAUAUCUCAUAUGUUGUUGUAAUUUGCCUCGACAAUUAUGUACUAAUCGGAUGUAGACAAGAUAGAUCAGGACCUCAACUUCAUUAUGUAACCUUAUGGUUGACCUAAAAUUUGUCUA